AUGACAUACCGCGAACUUGGCAUGUUAUUCGGUUUCAGCCACGUCCGUGUCUUCCAAAUCGUGAAGGCCUGGAUUCAGUUCAAUGAGGAGUACCUUUGGGAUGAGUGGGUCCGUUGGCCUGACGAGGACGACAUGGAUAUGGCUGAUGAUAACUUCCGCUUCGACAGCGGGAUACCCGGGAUCGUUGGCGCAAUGGACGGGACGUACAUCCACACCCGUGGAUGGGGUCCGCAUGCCGAGGAGUUUAAGAAUCGCAAGGGAUUUUUCAGCGUCAUCCUGCAGUUGCUCGUCGACGCCAACGGCCUGGUGUUUAGCUUUCUUGCCGGGUGGCCCGGUUCGGUUAAUGAUGCAAAGGUUUUUAACAACUCCAAAGCAAAACAAAGGAUUGAGGCAGGCGGCAUUGGCAAUCGCGUCAUUGUAUGCGAUGCCGCUUAUGGCCUAAAAGACUACACCUACGUACGCUACAGAGCUACCCCCGGCCAACUCCUUCCCGACGCGCAAGCCGUUUGGAACAAGCAACAAUCAAGGGCACGCAUGAUUGUGGAGCAGGUUAAUGGCCGCCUCAAGACCAAGUGGCGGAUUCUUGACGGCCGCAUGGAGUGCCACCGGCGUCACGUCCCCGCCACCAUCGCCGCUGUGGUGACCCUGCACAACAUUGAGCUCAUCCUCGGCGCCCGCUACCGCAUGGAGUCGGCAUGGCCCCGCAACCGGUGGUGGCUCCGCGGUCCGGCAGCCAACCUUGAGCACACGGGACGGGAGGUAGCCGGCUUCACUCCCGUUCAUCGCCGGAAUCGCUUUUGCGCUUACCUUUACGCCUCGUGGCGUCUUGGUCAUCCUGAGCUGACUCGUCCGCUUCUCGGGUACGUUCGAACAUUUAAGUCAUUGUGGUUUGCACCACGCUAG
Molecule: messenger RNA, 903 nt
Organism: Closterium sp. Yama58-4
Lineage: Eukaryota; Viridiplantae; Streptophyta; Zygnematophyceae; Desmidiales; Closteriaceae
Source: the annotation of a GenBank genome assembly